Messenger RNA from Pectinophora gossypiella (pink bollworm), 1988 nucleotides. It is a transcript of the gene ST3, whose product is annotated as facilitated trehalose transporter Tret1-2 homolog. The transcript is spliced from 4 exons. Lineage: Eukaryota; Metazoa; Arthropoda; Insecta; Lepidoptera; Gelechiidae. The record is from RefSeq and is a predicted model, not a curated record. Gene Ontology annotation, cellular component: membrane. The coding region runs from base 155 to 1876 and encodes 573 amino acids. Gene Ontology annotation, molecular function: transmembrane transporter activity. Gene Ontology annotation, biological process: transmembrane transport.
UACUAGCUAUACACCGAUAUCUCAGUCAGUAUAAUAACUGUCACGGUCUGUGCUACACGUAUGUGCCUGUAACUAGUAUCGCGGAACAGAAUAAUAUUUGCCGCCUGUGAUUUUGUGCGCAUCUCUAAGUGACGCGAGGGAAAAAGGAAAAGGAAUGGCCACAGAAAAGAACAAAGUGGAAGAUGCAAAAGACUCGACUCCAGCAGAACCUCACAACGCCACAGAUAACACAAACAAUGAACCAAAUAAUAAAAUAGUUAAAGAAAAUAAUUUAAAUAUCAAUACAAAUUAUACUGAAAAGUAUAGAAAACUCGAUGAACUAGAUAAUAAAAUAAUAAAAACUAAUGAAAAUGGGAGUAGCAAUGAAGUAGCAGAGGGUAUAAAAAUUUCCAAUUAUGUUCAGAAUAUUAAGAUAUCGAACUCAAGUCCUGGGUUGAUCGUGGAUAAGGAAGGCAGGGAGAUUGAACUGCUGGAAGACUCGAAGACGAUCAUCAAAUUCUCACCGAUCUGGAAACAGACUCUGACAGCGGCAGCAUCCAUCCUGCUCACCUUCACAGCCGGUCUGACGUCUGGCUACUCCGCCAUCUUGCUGCCGCAACUCAAGGAGCGAGGCAGCAUCAUCAAUUAUGAUGAAAACACUGGCUCUUGGAUCGCGGCGAUGGCGGCGCUCCCGAUGGCUCCAGGCUGCUUAAUCUCCGGAUGGAUGAUGGAGAAGUUCGGAAGAAAGACCUCGCACUACAUGGUCUGCGCGCCCUUCCUCCUCGGAUGGAUCCUGAUCGCUUGCGCCUCAGACCUGUCUCUGAUGCUCCUAGGACGCUUCUUCACUGGUCUCUGCGUCGGGUUGCUAGGCCCUCUUGGCCCGGUCUACAUUGGAGAAACCACCGACCCGAAGUACAGAGGUUUCUUCCUUGCCGCUGUCUCCUUAGCCAUAGCCGUCGGCAUCCUAGUCGCUCAUCUAAUUGGAACCUUCUUAACUUGGCAAUGGACAGCCACAAUCUGCUCCUUAUUCCCAGUUUUAAGCAUCUUUCUACUAAUGUUGGUCCCAGAAAGUCCUACCUGGUUGAUAGCUAAAGGACAACUCGAAGAUGGCGUGAGAUCCUUCCAUUGGUUAAGGGGUUUCGAUGACUCCGCGAAGACUGAGUUAAAAGGACUGGUUGACAGGCAGAAAGCACAAGACUCCGAACCUCAAAUGUCUUUGAAAGAAAAGCUGAUCAACUUGAAGAGCCCUGAACUGUUGAAGCCUUUGUUCAUCAUGAUAAUAUUCUUCAUAACGUGCCAAUUUUCUGGAGUAAAUGCUGUAGCGUUUUACUCAAUAGAAAUCGUUGAGAAAGCCGUCGGUACUGGCAUGGACAGAUACAUGGCCAUGCUCUUGAUAGAUGCUUUAAGAGUAGUAAUGUCUGUGGUAGCGUGCGUCAUAUGCAAAAUGUAUGGACGAAGACCUUUGUGCUUCAUAAGUGGAAUUUGGACGGCGUUAUCCAUGGUUGGGCUUUCAAUAUACCUUUAUUGGUCUAAUGCGACGCAAACAAGCAUGUCAUGGCUACCUUUGACUUGUUUGAUGAUGUACAUAACAGCGAUUUCUAUAGGCUUUGUUCCCUUGCCAUGGAUUAUAUGUGGAGAAGUAUUCCCAACAAGAGUUCGAGGACUGGGAUCAGGGAUUAGCUCAGCGACGACUUUUGCCUCCUUCUUCAUAGUUGUCAAGACUGCCCCUGGUAUGAUGUCGAAUUUAGGAGAAGUAGUGACAUUCUUAAUCUACGGUAUAGUAGCACUAGUUGGCACUAUAGUUUUAUUCUUCAUACUGCCAGAGACUAGAGGAAAGAGUCUACAGGAGAUUGAAGAGAGAUUCAGAAGUGGCAAGAAAGAUUUGAAUGCUGCUUAACAAAUGUUAUUUUUUUAACUAUUUUUAAGAGUUUUUCCUUCUAUAUUAUUGUUAUGAUGAGAUUGAUAAUGCUAAUCUGUGAUACUUAAGUAGUGAAAUUAUUCAAUUAGAA